Molecule: messenger RNA, 5130 nt
Organism: Gallus gallus (chicken)
Lineage: Eukaryota; Metazoa; Chordata; Aves; Galliformes; Phasianidae
Gene: PODXL
Product: podocalyxin like
Exons: 9
Coding region: 58-1830 (590 amino acids)
Biological process (GO): regulation of microvillus assembly; cell migration; positive regulation of cell-cell adhesion mediated by integrin
Cellular component (GO): microvillus membrane; apical plasma membrane
Source: RefSeq, a predicted model, not a curated record
GGGAGCCCAACGGGGAGAGCGCCGGGAGCCGGAGCGGGGACGGCCGCACAGAGCACCAUGCGGGCACCGCUGCUGCUGCCGCUGCUCCCGCUGCUGCUGUUCGGUGUCAGCUCUGGCAAUAAUGAUAAAACUACACAUUCGACCACAGUGAGUCCAGAAACAACUAAGCAGAUCACCACUAUUACAGUCACCACCAGCCAGGUGCAAGGGAGUAUCUCUGCAAGCAAACCAAGCAGCACAGCUCCCACCGCUGUGAUGUCCUUCACCAAAGCUCAAGAGGCAGCCACUUCAAGCAAACAACAUGACUCUUCAACAUCAUCCAUCCCACCACCAUCAACCAGCAUCACCCCCAGCAUCAUCACUACAAGCCCACAGGGAAAAACACCAUCCACUCCUGCAUUGACACACACCCCAGAUCAAAACACCAAGACCACAGGCAGACAAGAUGACACAUCACAUGUCUCAGUGGCAUCAACCAGUGCAUCUCAGCAGGUCAGCUCUUCAGCCAGCGCCGCUGUCCCAACAACCACCUCUGCUGUCACCUCCAGUGCUACACAGCAGAAGGUGAGCCCUACAGACAGCUCAGAAAUCUUACUCAAACCCAGUGCAAGUCCUAAUUCCACUCAAGUAACCAGCCCUUCACGCACCCCAAAAGGCUUCCUGUCUACUGUCACAACAUCUCCACACAUAGCAGACAAUGGAAGCACUGCUUUAAACCAGUUGAAAAGUACUGUGUCAAGUUCUGAAGUCCCAGUGAGCAGCUUUUUGGACAAGGACCACAGUGUCUCUUCUUCUACAUCUGCCACCAACCAGCAUCUCUCACUUUCCAGUCAUCGUCCCACUUCUCCAGUCCCGAAAUUUGAAUGUUCUACCCCUCAUAGUGGAUCCGUGCCCUCUACCAGCAGUAAAACAUCUCUGUCUUCGCCAUCUAGCAGCACAAAGAAUGCCACAGUCACAACCACCAUGACAACUGCUAAAGCAGCAUACACAAGCCAGGGAGAUGGAUCUGUGACACACAAAUCUGGAGUUACUGCUCAGAGCCCCACCAGUGCACCACUGCCAACACCGACCCUGAAAGACCACAUGAAGAGCAAGAGUCCUGACCAGACACACUCGAAUGUUUCUCCCCCAAAUGAGGUGAUUUGUGAAGACCAGAUAGGAGAGGUGCGGCCCAUCCUAAAUCUGAAAGAAGAGAAAACUUGUGACGACUGGAAGAAAGCCAGUAAUGAGGCCUUCUUCGAGGUCUUCUGCUCAGGCAGGCGGCACGCAUUCAACAGCACGAGAGACAGGUGCACGGUGAAACUGGCCUCCUCCAAUCAUCGUCGCUGGGCUGUGCAUGUCAUUGUGCAUCGCGUUCUGGACCCUGCAGCAGUCUUUGAAGAGCUGAAAGAAAAGAGGAAUGAGUUAGAGAAGCUUGGCAUCACCAACGUCACCUACCUCAACCAGGAGAUGGAGGAAGAGAUCAAGGAUCAGUUCAGCACACCCCUCAUAAUCACCAUUGUCACCCUGGCUGGCUCCCUGCUGCUCAUCGCAGCAAUCUACGGCUGCUGUCACCAACGCUUCUCCCAAAAGAAGAGCCAGCACUUCCACCCUGAUCUCCCCGGGUUUGAUGAUGGACGUGCCAUCCUGAUCUUUAAUCAGCGCCUGACAGAGGAGCUACAGACAAUGGAGAAUGGCUACCAUGAUAACCCCACACUGGAGGUGAUGGAAACGGGCUCUGAAAUGCAGGAGAAGAAGGUGAACCUUAACGGGGAGCUGGGGGACAGCUGGAUCGUUCCUCUUGACACCAUCAUGAAGGAGGACCUAGAGGAAGAGGAUACGCAUUUAUAGGGUGCAGGAUUUGAGCAAGCAAAAAACAACCCCCUGAAACACCUAAUCCCUUUCCCUAAAAAACAGAAAACAAACAUAACCCUCCUGUACAUGUACACAAUUCCAAAGGAAGGCAGAAUUCCAAACAAACCCCAGAAAACCCCUUGUGAGCUAAUCACAGCCACCACACAGGGUGAAGGAUGGAAGAGAAGGACACAAGAAGACACCUCCAUGGCACAUCACCAACAUGACACAGUGGCCACAUCCAGUCCAGCAGCUCUGUCACCCAUGGGUGCUCCUGGGGACCUGUCCAGCAGAUUGGCCAAUCCUAGCAGGGAUGGCUUUGCUGCUCUGCUCUCUCCAAACAGGGAUGCUUGAGGCUUUCUAGCAGCAGGGAUGCUGUAUCCCCUCCCGUUCCCCAAGUGCAUCCUCCAGCUUCCAAGUGAUUCGAAAAGUAAAAAGAAAUGUAGUGAGGAUGGGAGAGGGAGCACAGCUUGUGAUAGCCAGCUGGCACUUAGAAGAUAGAGCUAGAAAAAUCCUCUGGCCCAUGCUGUUUAAUCAUCGUCCUCCCCUACAGCUCCCUUGGAAAACACCCAGGGACUGAGCACAAAGAGCUGGAAUGCUCCAUUUGCUCCUUUCUUAUCCACUUUCCAUCCUCACCCAACUGCUCUUUAAAAAUGCACACUGGCCACACUUUAUGGCAUAAGCAAAUGCAUGCAUCCAGGCAUGGCUGGACUGGGGGUGUUGAGGCCAAAUCCCACACUGCCUUUGUCAGCCCCACAAAGGGCUGGGGCAGGUUCUGGUUACAGACCAGAAGAGAUGAAGGGGAUAGUGCAGCACCUUCCAGUGAGAGGGAGAGGAAAAGGUGUCACUCCUUGAUUUUGUAUCUCUAAGGGAGUGUUUAAUGAGACAAAGACCAACCGAAUGCUGUAGGUGGUUUUGGUUGUAAAGGAGCCCAGCUGUAACACAGACCAGUUCUAUGGUUGCAUUUAGCUACGGAAGCAUCCGAUCACCUCCCAGUAGUGAUGCAGCACACCCAUUUUCUCCUGAGGCUGGUGCUGAUGCGUGCAGCGAUGCUUUGUUCUGGCAGCGAAUUCUGUGCUCAUGUUGUCUUGUGCUAACUACAGAAACAAUACAAGAGCAGCAGAGGUGUGAGCCAGGUAACUUGGCUGCAGUCAGAGUUUUCCAUCCGUUCAGCUCUUGGUGUUUCCUCUCCAUGAGGUUGGUGAUCUCCAUCCUCAUCCUCAAGGUUUUCCUCUUCAGAAGUACUUAAAAUAGCAGACAUCUGUGAAGAAGCCUCCAGCAAGGCUUGUACUGAACCUCGGUUUCCUGUCAAGGUCUCCCUUUGCGAUAAAUCUUCAAAGGGAAAAAAAAAAAAAAAAAAAAAAAAAAGGAGCAGAGAAUGGCUGGACUAAGGCCAUUUGUGGAUUUCCCAUUCCUGCCACAGUUCCUCAGUGGCUCUAGAAGGAGAGCUUCACAGCAGGCAGUCUGGUGUGGAAGGGACCUGAAGUCCCUUGGGUGAGGGCAUCUCCUGUCAUCUCAUGCAUCGUCACAGCACGCCGAGGUUGGAACGAACCUCUGGGUUCAUCUGGUCUAAUCCCUGCACCAGCAGGGACACCCAGAGCUCUGCCCAGGACCACGUCCAGGUGGGUUUGAAGAUCUCCAAGGGAGAAAUGCUCACAUUGAGGUGCUGUGCAGCAAAUCCACAGCAGUCCUGGUGAGGCAGAGGAGCUCCAGGUCAAUGCAAUGGAGAAGCCAUUCCUAAGGCUGUCCCAGAAGAUGGGCAAAGAUAAAGAGGUGAGGAGAAAUGAAAACAAUGGCAAAACUCUGCUCUAGCUCAUCAGAGUUGCUCACAAAUAGAGUGGUCAGAGCAGCUUGCUCAGCUCCAGGACAGAAGCUGGCAGAAGAUGCAUCUUCUCCCAUGGGCCAGCUAUUUUCCUUCUCUCCCGCACUGAAGGACAUAGUUGAAAGCGUUCAAGCCUAUCUAUUUUUGUAUGUAAAUAUUACUGCUAUUCAUUAGCAAUGUAUUCCGCACACUUCACUUAUCUGUGCACUGCAGUACGGGGAAGCAAUUUUGGAGGGGGAAAAUUAAAAAACAAAAAAAAAUACUAAAAAAGCUAAAGGCCUGUCUGGUAGGGGAUUGCAACUCAACAGAUAGCAGGAGAACAUCUGAUGAAGCUGCUCGGAUAACCCCAUGCUGCUGCACGUCAGCAUCGUGUUAACAUUGGCAAAUUGGUCUUGGGGUGGGCAGCAGCACGUUCAGCUCUUAAUGUCCAAACCAGCCUUAAGGAACUGCUCUGGUUGUUUGUAAUGCUUUUGGAAGCAUGUUGCUUCCCAGCUGCCCAGGAUGGGUCUUUGGACUCAUAUUUCUGUCCUUAGCAUAAAAUAAAAGCAGUACGUGCCUAAGGUCCCCUUCCAGUGAAGAGAUGCCAAAGUGCUUUAAUGAAUCAGGUCCAAAGACUUUCCCAGAGAACCCUAUGAAGGCUUGAAAUCAAGCAACCUUAAAUCUUUCAGAGCAGAGACCGGUGGAGAUAGUAACUGCUCGGCAAGUGCUUACAGUGAUUUAUAUUUGAAUAGGAAUUGUACAUUUAUUUAUUUUUCCAGACACCAUAUUUUUAAACCACUAAUAUUUUAUAGUAGAUUUUCCUUCCCCUAUUUAAAGAACUAUUUCCUUGGGAAAAAAGAAUAAUAAAGUUUUUAUGUUGGUAACAUUCUUUUUGCAAAAAAAUAAAACAUCAGGUAGGAAAUGCAGCAUCUUCAGCCUUAACAAUUCCCUUCAUAGACUGUAGCCACAACUGUUAGACCAAAAAGAUCUACCCAUGCAUUUCCUCCCUGCCCCUCUCUCCUUCCCCUUGCUCCUCUUCUCUUCCCCAAAAUAGCUUUAACACCCAAUAUGCUGUACAAGGACUAUUACCUUUUGGUAAGACUUUUGUAAGCAGUUCAGAUGUUCUUGCAAGAGACUUUUCUAUUUGCAGAUUCACAAGGAGCAUGUAAAUACUUUAGGACCAUUUAUCUCCCACUCACAGUGCCAUGACCCAACCAAGCAGGUUGAUGCUGCGUCUUGCCUACAGCCGAAGAUGUAACCCACAAUGGGCUGCAGAAGGAGAACCUAUUUCCCGAGGCAGCUAUCCAUUGAACCUUGCAAAUAUUGUAGAGCUCUCAUGUACUGUAUAGCAGCAUCUCUCGUGGGGACAGGAGUCUGAUUUACACUGGAAUUUAAUGAGGAACUGGAUUGUAGAGAUUAUUCUUGCAUUUUCCUACAAAUAUAUUUUGAAAGCAUCAUGUAUUUCUGUCAAUAAACAUUCGUAUGUAAGAGAUUCA